Molecule: messenger RNA, 1029 nt
Organism: Olea europaea var. sylvestris
Lineage: Eukaryota; Viridiplantae; Streptophyta; Magnoliopsida; Lamiales; Oleaceae
Exons: 3
Coding region: 250-726 (158 amino acids)
Source: RefSeq, a predicted model, not a curated record
UUCUUGCAGGUUACAUUUCCUAACUUGGAACUGUUGCACAUUAGUGGACUGGGUCGUAAUGUGAAAAUAUUGGAUGAACUAAGGCAAAUCAGAUCUCAUAAACUAACAGAAUUGCGGGUGGGAAAAUUGGAUGAUGUUUACAUUCUGUUUGACUUUGAGUAUAAAAAAGAUGAUGUAGAAAUUAGUAUACUUAGUCAAUUAAAAUCAUUGGCUCUGACAUCUCUACCCGAUUUAGUGCACAUUACAAGGAUGGUUCCUAAAAGAAUUUAUAUCUUUGAGAAUUUGAGACAUGUUCUUAUUGGAGUAUGUCACAACUUAAGGUACUUAUUCUCACCUUCGAUGGCCAAUUCACUUGCAGCUCUGGAAAAUUUGUGGGUUCUGGGAUGUAAAGAACUUGAAGAGAUUAUUGGAGGACAAGAAGAAGAUGGCACUUCAAACACCAAAAUUGUGGAAGAAAGAAGAACAAGCAGAAUUGUGUUUCCUAAAUUGAGAAACCUAGGACUUCUUCAUCUUGAUAGAUUCAGAUUGCUUUCCUCUCAAAACCAUGAAUUCGUGUUCCCUUCACUAGAGUAUCUGCACAUUCAAAAUUGCCCUAUGAUUGCAAAAUUGUGUCCAAGACAACUAAGUGUACCAAAGCUUGAUAAAGUAUGGAUAAACUUCGAACAAUCCGUUGAUAUUUCAAAUUUCUUGAAUUUAGAAGAUGUCAGAGGACCACAUAUUUGUUGAUACUUCCAGUGUUCUCGAGGAUGCAGUGACAGAAUGAGGCACGGCUAAAAAGCUGGUUAAUGGUGUCUGGAUGGAUGGAUGGAUGGAUGAAAGCACCAGGCAACUUCCAAAUUCCGGUAAUUGCUUUCUAGGCUUUUAGUUCUGAGGGGGAAUCAGUUUCAAUGGAAGGUACAAACAGUUGCUGUUGAAGCAACUAGUUGGUUUUUUAAUCAGGAAUUCAAUACCAAGAUUUUUGUAUCCUAAAUAUGUGUGAUUGUUUUGGUCCUCCCAAAACUUCAUUUAAGAAGCUUGUUAUCAAGAUGA